Coprinopsis cinerea okayama7#130 is the source of this 927-nucleotide messenger RNA. RefSeq lists its product as hypothetical. NCBI's taxonomy places the organism in Eukaryota, Fungi, Basidiomycota, Agaricomycetes, Agaricales, Psathyrellaceae. The coding region runs from base 1 to 927 and encodes 308 amino acids. The transcript is spliced from 13 exons. The record is from RefSeq and is a predicted model, not a curated record.
AUGUCGCUCGCGCAAGACUUUGCAUCCCACAAUCCUUUAGAACUCGUCGCCAAAGACCUCUCCCUUCAAGUAGGUUUUCAAGCUUCCAACUAUGCAAAUGUCGCGCUCCUUUUCAUGCUCAUCUAUGACCACGCAUUGACCUUCGAGGGCGAGGUCAAGUAUAUUUGGUCGAUGAAGUGGGCACUCCCUAAGAUAUUCGUUCUGAUUAAUCGAUAUGGGGUUCCACCUUUCAUAAUACGGGAACGACAGGAGAGUACGAAUAGCACUGUGGGCGAUAUUUGCAUGUACGCCUCCCUUUCAAUCUCCUGCUCUGCGAAAAUUCGAUCGUCCUUCCAGUACAGUUGUCGGUAUCUGUAUCCUUUACCAUCCUGGCUCUCAUACACUCGCAAGCCUCUCCUCUCCGGCUGUCUUUACGUGAUCCCUGUGCCGUUUGAGAUUGGGUUAUGGGUCCCAAGUUUAACCUUCGAGGCUAUCCUGAUUGGGAUGACAAUCCUAAAGACGAGAGGCUUCGGCAACGCCCCAGAUGCGCUGAAGAUUCUGAUUCGGGACUCGGUUUUCUACUUCCUCUCCAUCUUCAUAUGCCUACUUGUCCCGGUCGUCCUUCCAUUAACUGAUAAAUAUAUCAUCACACCGCAACUAGUCGUGCCACUCAGCACUGUAUCAUGCAUUGGAGUAACGCCGUCCACUCGCCAGACGAUGACACCGUCGCUCACGAAUCUUUCCUUCCAGGUCGCCAGAUUGACUAUUAAUAUACGUGAAGUCAUGGCUUCGCGGCAGGAGCAGUUCCCCCCAACCGAUAUCCAUGUCGUAUCCAACAUCCUGAUACGAGGCCCCAAGCUGGAAUCAGACGUGACUUGGGGAAGCUCGGAUCUCCAGUUGACUGAAAUUAGCAAGACGUCUGACGCUCGUCGCCGUUUCCAAGUGUAA